UUGCGGCCAUGGCUGAGGAGGCGCGGGCUGCCAACGAGCGCCUCUUGUCCCGGGCCACCUGCCCGUUGUGCCUGGAUGUGUUCGAGCAGCCCGUGCUCACGGCGUGCGGGCACAGCUUCUGCGGGCAGUGCCUGGCGGCCGUGCUGGGGGACCCCCCGCGCCCCGCCGCCUGCCCGCAGUGCCGCGCCCCGCUGGAGCCGGGCUCGCAGCUCCCCAACCGCUCCGUGGGCGACCUGGCGGAGGUGGUCCGGUCCCUGGAGGAGGUGGCGGCGCGGCCGCGGUGCCCCCAGCACGGCAAGGCCCUGGCGCUGUUCUGCGAGCCCUGCGCCGCCCUGCUCUGCGCGCCCUGCCGGGACGGGCCCGAGCACCGCGGGCACCGUGUCCGCCCCGCCGAAGAGGCCGCCCGGGAGCUGCAGGAGACACUCCAGAGAAACCUGCUUUCUUUGCAAGAACAGAAGGAAAACUUGAAAAGCAGAGGGGACCAGAAGAGAGAAGACCUGCAGGUGACAGCGAGGUCGGAGCUGCAGCGAGUGGCUGAGAGCUUUGAGGAGCUGCAGCAGUGCCUGGAGGAGCAGAAAGAGACCCUGCUGGCCCAGCUGGUGCAGAUGUCCCAUGAGCUGGUUGUUGCCAGAAUCCUGAGCAGGUGUGGGGCAGCCAUGGCCCCGAUCCCAGUUUCCCGAGAGCUGAAGAAGAGCAUUAAGAGCCUCUCUCAGAAGAGCCGACAAGUCAUGGCCAUGGUGGAUAAAUUCAGAGUGAACAUGUGUCACGAGAUAGACUGGCAAAGGGAGCAGGUGACGCUGGACCCAGACACGGCGCAUCCUCACCUGCUGCUCUUGGACGACAACAAAGAGGUCUGGUUCAGAAAUGAAGAACAAAACCUCCCUGACAACCCCAAGAGGUUCACAGGCAGCCUCAGUGUCUUGGGCUCCCAGGGGUUCACAUCUGGGAGGCAUUACUGGGAGGUGGAGGUCGGGGAAAAGGGCAGCUGGGCCGUGGGGGUGGCCCUGGAGUCCGUGUCCAGGAAGGAGCCAAUCUACCAUGGCAGCUCUGAAAAGACCUGGGUGCUGCAACUGGACUGGGGCCAUUACAGCGCACAAUCUAUGUCCACCGACUGGCUGGUAGUCAAGAAAAAGCUCAAGAGAAUCAGGGUCUGCCUGCACUAUGAAACGGGCCUAGUGACCUUCUACAAUGCAAAGAAUAUGAUGCAGAUCUUCCAGUUUAAGGCCACCUUCACUGAGAAAGUCUUCCCAUAUUUUUCGGUCUCCUCAAAAGGAACCCACAUCCGGGUGUGUCACUGACAGGGUGGGAUGGCUGCCGGGCCCCUCUUGCAUUGCCCUAAAUUGUUGAUUGUUCUUUCACACUAGGUUAUUAGAAAUUUGCACUGAAUAGUCUCUAUAUUGCACUGAAUAGUUUAUGUUUUAUCACCUGGUUUGUUCUUCCCCUCUCCUACCACAUGAUUUCCUUCACCCACCCCUCUCCCCAGUACCCUCCCCUGGUCUCUGCCCUGGUUUACCCCUCCUCACUGGUGGCCCAUGGGCUGUGCUCCUCGUCCUCUGCCCCACAUUCCCCGGGUUAAAAGGCUCCCACCAUGAGGCAACAGUCUCUUUCCCACCUUGGAAAUAAACGUGCCACGUUGGUCUCUGCAUGGAGAA
Molecule: messenger RNA, 1652 nt
Organism: Melospiza melodia melodia
Lineage: Eukaryota; Metazoa; Chordata; Aves; Passeriformes; Passerellidae
Product: E3 ubiquitin-protein ligase TRIM7-like
Exons: 7
Coding region: 9-1298 (429 amino acids)
Biological process (GO): protein ubiquitination
Cellular component (GO): cytoplasm
Molecular function (GO): zinc ion binding; ubiquitin protein ligase activity; protein binding
Source: RefSeq, a predicted model, not a curated record